Betta splendens (Siamese fighting fish) is the source of this 3802-nucleotide messenger RNA. Its product is annotated as clathrin interactor 1-like. The transcript is spliced from 12 exons. The record is from RefSeq and is a predicted model, not a curated record. Gene Ontology annotation, molecular function: phospholipid binding; clathrin binding. Gene Ontology annotation, biological process: endocytosis. The coding region runs from base 253 to 2154 and encodes 633 amino acids. Gene Ontology annotation, cellular component: endosome; plasma membrane; clathrin vesicle coat. NCBI's taxonomy places the organism in Eukaryota, Metazoa, Chordata, Actinopteri, Anabantiformes, Osphronemidae.
ACUUCAUUCAAACACGCGACUGAACCGCGCGAGCGAUGGCGCGUGUCUACGUUUCAGUGAUGUAGACGGGGACCUACGUUUCCGUAGCAACUGGGGCCGGUUCACCGCAGCGCCCGUUGAACUACCGGAGCUCAAGGAGCUGAGGGGGGGAUUGGUAGUCGUCGGUAACCGGACACCGUUUCUGGCUCGUGAGGCGCAGGGACACGGGGACGCCGCAGCUUCCACGCAUCGAGCCCGCAGGUCCGUGCGGAGAUGCUGAAUAUGUGGAAAGUCCGGGAGCUGGUGGACAAAGCCACUAAUGUGGUGAUGAACUACUCCGAGAUCGAGUCCAAGGUGAGAGAGGCCACUAACGAUGACCCCUGGGGACCCUCUGGACAACUAAUGGGAGAAAUAGCCAAAUCUACCUUCAUGUACGAGCAGUUCCCAGAAGUGAUGAACAUGCUGUGGACCAGGAUGCUGAAGGACAACAAGAAGAACUGGAGACGAGUCUACAAGGCUUUACUGCUGCUGGCCUAUCUGAUCAGGAAUGGCUCUGAGAGAGUCGUCACCAGUGCCAGAGAACACAUCUAUGAUCUGCGGUCUCUAGAAAACUACCACUUUAUUGAUGAGAAUGGCAAAGAUCAGGGCAUCAAUGUGCGACAGAAAGUCAAAGAGAUGGUGGAGUUCAUCCAGGAUGACGACAGGUUGAGAGAGGAGAGGAAGAAAGCCAAGAAGAACAAAGAUAAAUACAUCGGAGUAUCUUCUGACAGUAUGGGAGGAGGAGGCGGCAGCCUUAAAAACUCUAACGAGUUGGAUCGAAGUAAAUGGGAUGAGGACUGGGAUAAGAGCAGAGGGACUUUCCCUUUUAGUGAAAAGCUUGGCGAGAUCAGUGACAAGAUAGGUAGCACCAUCGACGACACACUCAACAAAUUCCGGAAGAAGGAACGAGACGACUCGCCUGACAGAAUCAGUGAUAACGAUGAAGACCGAGCAUCAAGAAAUGGCAGGCAGGAAACCCUUGAAUUCAAAGACGAGGAGGAGACCGUCACAACAAAGAGCAUCCAGAUUACACAGGCAACAGAAACCACAACCACCACCACACGAAAACGCAGUGGAGGAACGAGCAGCAAGGCUCUGGACCUUGGUGCUGCAGCCCACUACACUGGAGACAAGAGCCCAGAGGACAAGUCAUCAGCCAGACCUUCUUCCAGUAGUGCUCUAGCUGACCUGCUAGUUAUCGACCCUUCAUCCAAUCAGAGCAACACAACAGGUGGUUCUUCAGACCUCAUUGGUGGAUUUGCUGACUUCUCGUCUCCUGCAGCCUCUGCCAGUCUUCCAACCUCCACUGCUGCUACGUCAUCGAAUGGAAAUGGUGAAUUCGGAGACUGGAACGCCUUCUCAACUACUCCAACAGCAUCAUCUAGCUCCGCUUCCACCCAGCCGCUCGCUGACCUGUUUGGCAGCGUCCAGUCACAAACCGCAACCUCCUCUAAUUCAGCCCCCAUCCCACCUUCAGUUGAGCUGUUAGAUUUGAUGGGUGGAGUUAACCAUCAGUUAACUAAUCCACAUACAACUCUGAGUGCUUCUCAAAGCAUGACAUUCUCUCUGGGAGGUGUGACACCCGGUGCACCUGCUUUGCCCACCAUGCCCCUUUCUCGAUCUCAACAGAGCUUAGGAGGACAACAGCAGAAGGUCGGGGUCGGAGGUCAGGGAUCAUUAGGGUCCACGUGGUCUGAUCCCUCCGUCAACAUUAGCCUUGACUUCUUGUCAGCAGGGCUCAACCCCAGUCUGACACCACCCACACUCAACAGUAUUAUCCAGCAACAAGGAGUGCCUCCAGUCAACCUCUUGGCCCAGAACUUCGGAGGACUGAACCUCACGUCUCCUCCCCAUGUAACACCCAUCAGACCAGCAGCCAAUCCGGUGAUGACUACUUCAAUAGCAACUGGCAUGCCUCCUCCAAUGACCACAGGAACCAUGGGAAUGGGGGGAAUGCCUGUAAACCAAGGCAUGAUGGGAAUGAACAUGAGUAUGAAUAUGGGCAUGGCCGCUCCAGUGAUGAUGGGUGGAAUGGCUGGAAUGGGAGUGCCAGGAGUUGGGAUGAGUCUCACACACCCAGCUAUGGUUCCACCCAAACAAGAUGCCUUUGCUAAUUUUGGCAAUUUUGGGAAAUGAAGGCGUAUAAAUGUGUGAGUUGAGUGUGAGUGUGCAUGUCUGACAACACGAGUGUGAGGCACUGAAGGACUGCUGUACUUGAAAACAACCUUGCAUGUUUUUCUCUGUUUCUGCUGUCUUUUGGCAAAAUGGCACCAGUAAUAAUUCACCAUUCCAGUCUGUUGACAUGGUCCUGGAAGUACAGCAGAGCACGCACUGGCCCAGUCACAAACCACAACCUCACACAUCGGACCACCCAGCGGUGCUCCGAUGUGUGAAAUUAUGUCCCUCCGACACCAGACACAACAGAGGAGCAAAGAAGUUGUCACCUCACAACUUCUAGUCACUAUUUUCCUGUGUACCCUCAGCUGUCUGUUUAUACACAGUAAAACCUGCAGUACACUACCCUUUCUUUCAGAGAAUAACUGCAAAACAUUUUUUGUACCUGCACAGAGACUCAAUCAGUAGGUUUGACUCAGAUGAAAAUGGCAAAGCUGCCUUAAUUUUACAUUGUAGCCUAAAUUGUCAUUUUUUUAUUCUGUUAACCAAAUUCAAUCACGAAAUUGAAGCCAUGAUAUUCUCACCAGGAGACAAGUUUGUUACUUUCUUUCACCCCAUGCGGAAACAGAGGAACAGCCACAGUAUCUGGAGUGUGCAUGCUCUAGUCCUCCAGUAGAGGACAGUGUGGGUUUAUGAGUGUGCAAAAAUGUAAGAUUCUGAUUUUUUUCUUGAGCUUUUAAGUGGAUGAAUUGCAUAUUACUGAUUUUCUCCACACUUUAUCAGUCUUGUAGCAGUUUACAGUAGAUGGAUAAACAGUAGGGCAAUCAUAUAAGUGAAGCAUCAAUACCACUGUUGGGCUGGUAUUAUCAUUGUUAAUAUUAUUAUUAUUAUUAUUAUUAUAAUACCUAGUUUCUAAUGGAAAUGUCCUCUGUUUUCCAGUAUGCUGGAUAGAAGGGUCAGUCAGUAAUUAUUUAAACUAAUGUUUUCUCUUUGUAACCCUCUACUAUUAUUAGUGCAGACAUGCUUUGUGACCCAUUCAGAUUUAUUCUAUUCUCUGUGCACAUAGAAACCUUGUGGAUAAAGAUACAGACUAAUAUUUUCCAGUGGGUAAAAAACAAGGAAGAAUAGGUCAGUCUUUGAAAUCUAUUCUGCGGCUAAUCAAUUUUUUUAUUUAGGAUCAUUUAGGUAUUAUUGUCACCUAUUGACUCACUGUUUGUUUUUUAUUUCAUACAAAGUAAAUGAGCAGAGGGAAGUGGAUAUUUUUCAUUAGUUAAGUUUAAUAGAUGAUUUGUGUUGCUGGCUGACCAACUGAAAGGGUUAAUGUUACCGAAUAAAGUGUUUUUGAGAAAUGAAUGAAUGAGUGUGUGCAGUGUUGUGUAUGGAUAUUUUUCUCUGUUUGAUGUGCAAACACAGCUGAGCAGAGCCUCAUAUCAUUUCUUGAGGCCCUGCACUCCAAAUGACCAAAUCUUUAUUUUGUUACUCUCAAAAGGAUGACUCCAUAGUUAUUAGUUUAAUAUUUUACUUGGGAGGUUCUGUUAUGGAAGAGGUACUAAUGUUAUUUAGUUGACUGGAUCGCGUUUUUCUUUCUUUUCAGUACAGCUUGUUGCAUUUGAUUGUACUGUAUAUUUUCUGUACUUCAUUCAACAUUAAAUUAAAUUAUAACAGUUAU